Messenger RNA from Gongylonema pulchrum, 612 nucleotides. Lineage: Eukaryota; Metazoa; Nematoda; Chromadorea; Rhabditida; Gongylonematidae. The record is from the annotation of a GenBank genome assembly.
AUGGAAUUCAUAUUUCAUAUCUAUACGAAAAUCGUGAAAUUCUCUUCAGAAGUAGACAAAAUUCGCGCUGAGCUCUACGAAAUAGCGAAGUCAGGAGAUGGUGAAGGAGUGAAGAACCUGUUUGCGAAAGCGGAAGUGCCAAUUCAGAAGAAGGUUUUACUGCAGGAGAAGAUUUUGGUUCCUGUUGACGAAUAUCCGAAUGUUGGUGCAUCGGGUAAACAGCACGUUUCGUCAAGCGAAUCAUCUUGCUUCCGUCUUUGCGACGAUAUUCCUAAUUUGAGAAAACAUCAGACUGUUCGUCUGGCUAAAAGAAAUACAGCAAGCACUGGAUCGCCCAGAUUAGCUACAUCACACUAUAAUUUUGUGGGGCGUAUCAUUGGUCCACGUGGGAUGACCGUCAAAGAGCUCGAGAAGGAAACUGGUUGUCGAAUUGUGGUUCGUGGGCUCGGGUGCGCUCGUGAGGACAGAGAAAACACUCAGGAGAGUUUGCACGUGUUGGUGCAGUGCGAGGACUUCGAAGAGUUGGCCCAAAAAAAGUUGGCUUUUGCCGUAGAGCUUAUUCGCUGCUUGCUUGUCCCUCCGGCAAGUUUUUUUUUUUUAUUUUUAGACUAA